This is a messenger RNA of Scheffersomyces stipitis CBS 6054, 935 nucleotides long. Its product is annotated as acylglycerone-phosphate reductase. Lineage: Eukaryota; Fungi; Ascomycota; Pichiomycetes; Serinales; Debaryomycetaceae. The coding region runs from base 42 to 935 and encodes 297 amino acids. Gene Ontology annotation, molecular function: triacylglycerol lipase activity; acylglycerone-phosphate reductase (NADP+) activity. The transcript has a single exon. Gene Ontology annotation, cellular component: endoplasmic reticulum; lipid droplet. Gene Ontology annotation, biological process: triglyceride catabolic process; phosphatidic acid biosynthetic process. The record is from RefSeq and is a predicted model, not a curated record.
AUUCCAAUAAUUGAAGGUAGAUCUGAUAUCAAUAGUAGACAAUGUCAACUACAACACCAAAGAGACAAAAGGUUGCGCUCAUCACCGGAGCUUCGUCUGGGAUCGGAUAUGCUACCUCCAUUGAGUUUGCCAAAAGGGGAUACAAGGUAUUCGCCGGAGCCAGAAGAUUGGAGCCUAUGGAGCCAUUGCGUGAACAUGGUGUGAUUACCUUCAAGUUGGAUGUGUCCUCAUUGGAAAGUGUCAAGAGUGCCAAGCAGUUUAUUAUUGAACAGACCGGAGAUCACUACCUUGAUGUACUUUUCAACAAUGCUGGCCAAUCGUGUACUUUCCCCGCUAUUGAUGUGACCGAUGAAUGGUUCAAACAGUGUUUUGAAGUCAAUGUGUUUGGUCCCAUGAGAUUGACUCGUGAGUUGAGUCCUUUGCUCAUCAAUGCUAAGGGUGCCAUUGGAUUCACUGGUUCUGUCAGCGGUGUUAUUCCAUUUCCAUUUUCCUCAACCUAUUCUUCCACCAAGGCAGCGAUUCACCAAUAUGCUGCAACUUUGAGAAUUGAAAUGAAGCCAUUCGGUGUCAAGGUGCUCAACUUCGUAACCGGUGGUGUUAACACGGACAUCCUGGAUAAAAGAGGCUUACCAAGCACUUCUUUGUUUUCCACUCCGGAUACGGCUGCUGCUUUGAAAGAAAGACAAGAAAUGGCCGUAAGAAACAACCCAAUGGAUCCGAAGGAGUACGCAAGACAAGUAGCCAACGAUUUCGAACUGGCCGUUGUUGGAGGCAAAUUGCACCUUUACAGGGGGACAAUGGCUAGGUUCUUAGGUUUCUACUGUUUAGGAAUUUUCCCCAGAUUUCUUGUUGAGACUGUUUUGAUAAGGCACUUUAAGUUGGUUAAGGUGUACGCAUACUUGAAGGAUAAGUACUCUAAAUCUAAACUCGAGUAG